Mangifera indica (mango) is the source of this 2979-nucleotide messenger RNA. RefSeq lists its product as uncharacterized. The transcript has 9 exons. The coding region runs from base 1560 to 2753 and encodes 397 amino acids. Gene Ontology annotation, biological process: positive regulation of cytoplasmic translation. Gene Ontology annotation, molecular function: mRNA binding; translation regulator activity; zinc ion binding. The record is from RefSeq and is a predicted model, not a curated record. Gene Ontology annotation, cellular component: cytoplasm. Lineage: Eukaryota; Viridiplantae; Streptophyta; Magnoliopsida; Sapindales; Anacardiaceae.
UUGAAGUUAUAAUUUCAUUUGUUGCAGUAAAACAUGAACUUCAACUACACCAAAGUUAGUACUUUCAUGCUCGUAUUGCAGUUUCCCUUUGUAAAUUUGAUGUAUGAAUGGAUUGACAUUGUGUCAACAUUUGAUAAAAGGAUUAGGCUUAAAAGCAUAACAUUGGAUUUAAUGACCUUCAUAUGAUAAUCAUCUCUACCAAGUUUCAGAUUAGCCUUGCAAUUAAAAUUCAUGUUGUCAAAAUGUUACUACUAUAGAUUAAACCAUGUGAAAAAUUGUAAAUUUGCUCUAUUAGUUGAAAUUUGUUGUUUGUUUUGGUAAUUUUGAAGGGAUUUUGAUUUAAGGUAGGAUUAGCAGAAAAUUAACCUAUGGGAAGUUCUUGAUAGGUGUAAUCCAUGUCAACUUUUGCAUCAUAAUUAACAUAUCCCUCAGACCUUAUACCAUGCCAUGCUCUUUUAUUUCUUUCUUUCUUUUGUAGAAAAAAAAACUUGUUGCCUUUAUUUUCUUCACCAGCCAGGUGUAGCUUCUACUAGUCUUUGAUAAAUUAGAUCACUAAACAGCGAAAGUUUCAUGCAUCUAUUUCAAGGGCUGCAUUUUUAAUUUAAUUUUUUCAGUGAACUUGCUUUAACCUUUAUUUUUUAGUGGUUGUUUUGUUGAAGAAAUUGCAUUUGUUCUUUUUUGAGGAGUCCAUUUUCAAUAUUAACUUCCACUAACUUCUAGUGAGUUGUUCCUUAUGAUCGAUUUUUUUUUUUUCUGAAACAACUAAACAGCAAGUAUAUUGAAAAUGAGAAUUAAAGUUUACAAUGGUGUGCCAGGUGUCCAUGGUAAGAACGCUGAAUCUUUACAAGAAAAACUAAAAGAUCAUGUGUAAUUUAUUCAGUACAUGAGCCCACAAUGCCUCAAAAAUGUAAAAUAUGUCAACUAAAAGUCCUAGCUAGUUGUGAAAAACUGAAGAAGAAUGAGGUAUCUUAGAUUUUUUUUUUUUUCCGUUUGCACUAGAUGCUCAUAGAGUGGUUAAAAAUCUAAUUUUUCCCACAAAAUGCCAAUGUCUCUCCUUUAUUCUCUUUAAAGACCUGGUUUUUCCUCUCAUGCCAAAUCAUCCACAAAAGAGCUAUGACUACACAUUAUCAUGGAGUUUUUUCUUUCCUUACUUUAUCAUAAGUUUCAAUAUUCUCUAUAAGAAAAGAAAAGCAAUCUUUUGGAGUACCCCGCUGAAUUUUUGUUUCAAUGUUAUGUUUAUCCCAACAAAAUGAUGCCACUGAUCAAUGGUAGAAGUGUUGGGAUGUUUCUUCAUCUUCCCGGCACAUAGCACUCCAAGAAUGGGAGAGAUUUGUACUAGCAUAUUUAGCUUGAAUAACAUUUACGUGUUUAGUUUCCAAAAACCAAGUUACAGAUUGAAAUAUGGAGGGUGAAGAGAGGAAGUAAAAUGAGACAUCCUUCUUUUCUUGCUCUUGCUGGUGCUCGGACUCCAGUUCAAGUGUUAGAAGGAAGAUUCACUUAAUCAAACAACAUAUACAGAUAGAGAUGAGCAUUUAUGCGUUGAUACCAAUACAAAGAACAUGCAAAGACUGGUGAAUAGCGAAGUUCUAAGAGAGAAUCUUGAAAGAAUUGGUGGUUCAGAUGAUUCUACCAUUGGUGGCAUGGAUCUUGCAACUCUUAUUAGAAAGAAGUAUGGAAGCUCUUAUGAUUUUCAAUUAAUAAAAAAGUUGGGCUAUGAUCCUUCUGAGGAGUUACUUGGGCUCGGGGUUGAUCUAAAACCAAGGAAUAUAGCUUCUAGUUCACCAGAACCAAGGUCAUGGUUUGGUCCAAAUGGUCAGUAUAUUAGAGAGUUUCCCUGCCCAAGUUGCAGGGGGAGAGGGUACAAUCCUUGUACAGAAUGCGGAAUAGAAAGAUCCCGGUUAGACUGUUCUUUAUGUAAUGGAAAGGGUCUAAUGACCUGCCGUCAGUGCUUGGGGGAUUGCGUAAUAUGGGAAGAGUCAAUUGAUGAGCAACCAUGGGAGAAGGCCCACUCAAUUUCUCCCCUCAAAGUGAAGGAUGAUGACAAAGUGGACAAUUUAGAUAUAAAGGUGUAUGUGAAGAAAAAAUCAAAGCGAGUCUACCAUUCUCCUUCUCCAGAAGUUGGACUGAAGAUAAGCCGAUCACUAAAAAGCCUCAACGCCAAAACUGGGUUACUUAGUAAGAGGAUGAAGAUUAUCCACCGUGAUCCUAAGCUUCAUGCUCAGAGAGUUGCUGCAAUUAAGAAAGCAAAAGGAACUGCAGCAGCAAGGAAACAUGCUUCUGAAGCUUUAAAAGCUUUCUUUAGUGAUCCAGAAAAUCGUCGCAAACGAAGCCUUGCCAUGAAAGGAGUGAGAUUUUACUGCAAAAACUGUGGACGCGAGGGGCACAGGAGAUUCUAUUGUCCGGAACUCAAGGAUAGUGUGACAGAUAGGCGAUUUAGAUGUAGGUUAUGCGGGGAAAAGGGUCAUAACAGAAGAACCUGUCCAAAGACAAGGUCGAGCAAUCAUGAAGGUAUAUUAACAAAUGAUCAGAGAUGCAAGAUAUGUCAUCAAAGAGGCCAUAACUGUAGGACAUGCCCUCAAGUGAGUAGGGUAAAGUUACAUGAUGGUAAUGGCACCAAAGAACAAGAACAUAUUUUGCCUUCCAGAAGCAGGACAUGCACUUGCCGGCUAUGCCGAGACAAAGGACACAAUAUAAGAACAUGUCCUAUUAGAAACAUGGAGCCACUGAAGUUGAAACCUCAAAUUGAAGAAUGAACUAGGAAACAUUGUUGGCCGCAGUGAUUCCCAUUCUUUUAAUAUCUCAAUUUCUCUCUGUAUAUAACGUGUCUGUGAUCAGGUUCAGCAUGUGUAAAAAUUUCUUUAUAAUCAGAGCCAGUUUUAGAAUGUGCCAUUAAUGGAAUAUCAUUGUACAUUCUCCUUUCAAUAACAUUAUGUACACAUAUUUUAAGUAUACAAUUAGAUAUACAGAUGUUGUGUAGUA